This is a messenger RNA of Plasmopara halstedii, 2640 nucleotides long. RefSeq names its product Spindle associated. NCBI's taxonomy places the organism in Eukaryota, Oomycota, Peronosporomycetes, Peronosporales, Peronosporaceae. Gene Ontology annotation, cellular component: microtubule organizing center. The transcript has a single exon. The record is from RefSeq and is a predicted model, not a curated record. Bases 1 to 2640 code for a protein of 879 amino acids.
AUGCAGACCCCACAGCAAACGCGCGAAAGCGACUUCGGAGGCAGAAUGUCCAUGACACCCACUCAUGACCACUCAACGCUUCUGCGUGAACAGGAAGCAGAGCAUGAGCGUUUGCGUAUGGACAACUUUAAUCAAGCGCUACGUAUUAACUUUUUGGAAGAACGAUUGCUGCGUAUGAAACAAGGCACAGACUUUUGUAGCGAGGAAUUAGAGAGCGAGCUAGCACAGCUGCGGAUUACAUUAGAAGAACGUGAUCAUGAGCUUCGACAGCGUAACUUUAGUAUGAUUCGCGCUACGGAAGCUAUUGAUAUGCUUAACGCACAGCUUCAUGAGGCCCAAGCAGCAGCUGCUCGAGCUAGAGAAGAAGCCCAGCAAGAAGCUGAAGCCCAGUUGCACUUUCAACUGGAAGCGAGACGUGGCGCUGACGCCGAGAUAGUUGAGAAGAUACGAGCACAACUCGAUCGAGCGCUUUACAAUGAAAAUCAGAGCCAAUUGAAGAUUCAGGAUCUUGAGCUUGAGCUACAGAGACAGAAUGAAGUCGUGGCAACACUUACGACUCAGUUACAAGAAUUACAGGAUGCAAAUUCGCGAAGAGAUCGAGAAAUCGAGCUGCGAAGUCAGCGAGAAGAGCAAAAUAUGCAUCAGGUUGAGUUAGCGAAUGCCAAGAUCGCUGCCGAAGCAGAGCAUUGGAAAAUUGUGAGUAAACAGCUUGAAGAGCAGACUACGGUGCUUCAAGUGCAAGUUGAGACAUUGAGACAGGAGAAACAAACGCUGGAUGUUCGGUAUCAGUCCAAAAUGAAGAGAAUGGAGCAACAGGUGCAACAUCAAAUGGAGCAGUUACAGCGAGAGAGUGAAAACUAUCGUGCGGAACAUACGAGACUUUUGACAGAUCGUGAAAAGGCUCACUUUGAAAAGGAACGACUUGUUAUGGAGAUAGAAAGCAUCAAACAGGAGCGAGUGAGAUUGCAGGCAGAGAUAGAUCGCAUGACGAAAGAAAAGCAUCAGCUCGCUGGAGAUUCCGAGCGAUUGCGUUUACAGAAUGUUAAGCUAACUGCAUCAUGUGAGGAGCAAACGAAAUCACUUGAGAGUUAUAAAGCUGAUAAAGAAUUAGCUUUGGACUCAAUACAUCUGCUAGAGUCUGAGCUACAUCAGUUUCGUAAACGAGAGACGGAAUACGACUUAACCAUUCAAACACUAGAAAGUCGAUUAGAAUAUGCGGAGACUGAGGCUCGUCGAAUGCAACAACAUUGUGAGUUGGCUGAAUCUCGUUGCCAGCAAACUCUAGAUGCUCGGCUUGGGGUGUUGGAAAAAGAUCGCCAAGCUAUAGAAGAGGACAAUCGACGGUUGCGGUCGGAGUUGUCGUACUUUCAAUCAGAUCUUGACACCAUGGAGCGAAAGGUUCAUGAUAGUGAGGAGAGGUUCUCCAAUGAAGCAGCAAAUGCUCAAGAACAGCGCGAACAUGUUUUAGCAUACGAGCAGGAACUCAAAAUACAAUCUGCUCAAGUGCAAGCGUAUCAGAAUCAACUUGCUGGCUGCAACGAAGAGUUGACACGACGGGCAGCUCGUGUACAGGAGUUAGAAAAGCAGCUGGCAGAUGCAGCUUCCGCUAAAUCAUCGACAAGCUUAAUAGCUCAAGAGCAAUGGCAACAGCAGUUUGCUUCUGAAAAGAUUUCUCUGUUACAACAAUUGGAUGACGAACGGCGACGCGCAGAGGAAGCUAUACGAGCGGCUUCUGCAUCAAAAGAUGAUAAAGAGUCGGCCCAGCGAGAGCUUGAUUCCGUCAAGGUGGAGUUGUGCUCUCUCUUUACUAGUCGUCAGGUUAUAAAGGAAGGUCGUCACCAGUCUAUGGUCAGUUUGGUGCAUGCGAUCAUCUCAUCGUUUAAAGAAGAGUUUAAGACCAAGACUUUAGCGCUGCAUACACGCUGGACACAACACGUGUCGCUGAUUAAUUCCAAGCUUGAGCGAUUAUCAUCUCAGCUAUGUAUCAGUCAAAGCAAGUUAGAAGUUUUUCAACGCUCAUCAGUCCAUGCGAAGGAUGCGAACCAAAAUUUGGAGAAAUCUUGGUCUCUUCGGUAUGAAGAACUGCGUGCAGAGAGAGAAGAUGAGCGGAAAUUGCUUGAAAAGGAAAUUCUUUACCUACAAACGAAAGCUACAGAAGCACAUAAGGCACUUUCCCAGGCAUCAAGCGAAUUAAAGGCAUUGAAGCAGAAGCAAAAGAGUUUUUGCAAAGUAUCAGAUCGUGACUACCACGAUCUGGAAGAGAGCAAUCGUUUGUUAAUUGAAGAAGUUCAUGAACGCCGGCGCUCGACUGAGCAUGCACGCAAACAGUAUAUGAAUGCAGUUCGCGAGAACAAGGAGCUGUUGAAGGCGAUCAAACUGUACAAAAAUGCUAUCAGUGGACGAGACAAGGACAUUGAGAAGUACAAAGCUACUGUGAUCAAGUACGCUCAACAGCUAAAACGACGUGUGGAGUUCGGUGACGCUAAGCAGACGUUGCUCGAGCAGCUGGAGCAGACACAAUACAUGAUCACAGAGACGUACAAACGCUGGGAGACUAGUCCUAUCGUUCGUGGCCCUGAGAUAAAUUCGACUGAUUCAUUUAAGGACGCAAGCAGCCGGAUGCAUCUGGUGUACACCUGA